AUGAGUUACCAGAAUGCAACAUUUGAGUUAAAUGUGGGGUCAAGCACUAAGCCAAAGCAUCCACCGGGAACAGACUGGACCACUGCAGAUGGAGACUAUGGCCCAGCCCUGCUUGAAAACCAACUCAGUGUGAGUGACUUUGUCAAAAUACAGAGUGCUUUUGAGUCCCCAGAGCAAAGACAAACCAUCUCUAUGUCCAGAGAAGAGUUCGUGCAGAGGAUGAAAGAGAUUAUUGGUUGGGGCACAAAGAAAGAAUAUCAGGAGCUCUUUGACAAAGUGGAUGUGGCUGGAGAUGGCUUCAUUAAUUGGGACAAACUAAUCUCAUUUAUAUUGUUAGCGCUCCAUGAAAAAGAUGAACAAGCAAAGGCAACUGUGGUUCCCCAGUGGAAGGCCCUUGAAUUCCUUCCAGUGAAGCACAAGGAUACCAUUCAAAAAGUAAUUUUCUUAAAAAGUUCAAGUCGUUAUCUGACUAUCAGUAAAGAAGGUUUAUUAGGAAUCUGGGGAGAGAAUUUAAAGCUGCAAGAAACACUUCCUAUCACUUCAGAUGGCAGCAAGCUCAAACACCUGUGGGUAACAAGUCUGGUUUCUCUGGAAAAUGUACACAAGAUAGCAGUGGCUUUUACCUGUAAAGAGAUUUGUUUCUAUGAUCUGCUGUCCAAAGAAGGAUUUCCUUGUCAAUACAAACUCCAAGGCCUGAAAACAACACCAGUUUGCAUGGAUUAUUGGUAUGACCCUCUUGAUGCCAAUGAAUCAAUUCUGUCCUUUGGGGACAUAACUGGAAAGGUCCGAGUGAUUUCUUUCACAGCAGCCUUGAUAUCCUUAUUUGAGCAGCCUGCUAGUGCUUGUGAAGAUGAAGAUGCCACUGUGACCAUUAAUUGGGCAGAACUGCUCUCUGGAUAUCACAAAUGUUGCUAUACAUUAGAGCACAAGCUUCAUCAUGGAGAUUGGGUCAGGCAAGUUGCUUACAAUGCAUCUUUAGAUGCUAUCAUUUCUAGUACUACCAGCAGUACAAGUACUAUGGUGCUGGGUUGGAGAGAGAAAUCAAAAAACCAUCUUAAAAUGACAUCCUUCAACAUUGCCCAGGGCAUUCAUGCUUUUGAUUACCACUCUCGGCUCAAUUUAAUUGCAACUGCUGGCAUUAGCAAUAAAGUUUACCUUUGGAAUCCCUACGUUGUCUCUAAGCCGGUUGGUGUUCUUUGGGGUCAUUCUGCCAGUGUAAUAGCUGUCCAAUUCUUUGUUGAAAGAAAACAGCUUUUCAGCUUCUCCAAAGAUAAAGUAUUGAGACUCUGGGAUAUUCAACAUCAGCUGUCCAUCCAGAGGAUAACUUGUCCUUUCCCCAAAAGUCAGGACUUCAGAUGCCUCUUUCAUUUUGAUGAAGCUCAUGGACGCCUUUUCAUUUCAUUUAAUAACCAACUAACUUUGUUGGCAAUGCAAAGUGAAGCUGGCAAGAGGGUGAAAAGUCAUGAGAAACCAGUCACUUGUGUUCUUUACAGUUCCAUCUUGAAGCAGGUAAUCAGCUCUGAUUGCGGGUCUACUGUUUCCUUUUGGAUGAUAGACACUGGGCAGAAAAUCAAACAGUUUACUGGUUGCCAUGGCAAUACAGAAAUCAGCACCAUGGCCCUAGAUGCAAAUGAGACACGGCUUUUGACUGGCAGCACAGAUGGGACCAUAAAGAUAUGGGACUUCAAUGGAUAUUGUCACCACACACUAAAUGUUGGACAAGAUGGAACUGUGGAUAUUUCACAGAUCUUAGUUCUUAAGAAGACCAUACUGGUUACUGGCUGGAAAAGGACUAUUACUGUGUUUCGACCCCAGAACUUCAAUCAAUUUUUCAUCCAGCCUGAAGAAUGGAAAGGAGGAGUACAGCAUGGUGAUGACAUAUUAUGUGCUGCAUUUUUACCUCCACAAACUCUGGCUACAGGAAGUUAUGAUGGAGAAAUUGUUCUGUGGAACAAUAGCACAGAAAAUGCUUACCAUGUCUUUCACCCUGAUUACCAGAAGCAGCUAAAAUCAAAAUUGGAUACAGAGCCUCAUAAGCUUCUCAGUGCUGGCAGGGGCUGCCCUACCACCCCAAUCACAGACCAUGCCACCCUGGGAGACUACUCCUCUGAGAUUGACACUGAGGGCAAUAAUGCUGUUAUGAGGCUUUGCUUCCUUGAAGCAAGAAAAAACAUUGCAGCAACAGGAGGAGCUAACCUUGUAUCCUGUGGAGGAUCUGGUUAUGUCCGAUUCUGGGAUACAUUUAAGAAGCAACUUCUGGCUGAAUUUUUGGCUCAUAGUGGAGUUAGAUCCAUUAUUAUGUCUAUUGAUAAACUGAACCGAUACCUUGUCACAGGAGAUGUUGAUGGAUGGUUGAAAAUAUGGAAUAUAGAGGAGUACUGCCUUCAUUCCAGCAAAGACAAAGUUACACAGCCCCCUACUCUGAUCAGAUCAUUCCAACCUCAUGAAGACAGAAUAAGUUGCUUAGAGAUGUGUGAGCUGCGUGGCCAGUCACUGAUCAUUUCCUCCUCAGUGGAUUGCAAUAUUUCUGUGACUGAUGUUGGUAGUUCUCCUAUUUGGAUCUUUGGUCAGGCAAAGCAUUGGCAGAUUGAAAAUUGUAUUUCCCUUCUGAAAAGAGAUACUAACUUAAUGGAAAGUGAAAUUCAAGAGAAAAGCCUAAGGACGAUUCCUUUACUUUCUAAGGAAGAAACAUGUUUAGCCCCCAUAGAACAUUCUCUACCGUACAAGAACAACAAAGACGAAUCAAUGUCUGAUGUCAGAUUGUCAGAAGAUAUAAACUUAAGUACAAAAUAUAAAGAAAGAAAUAUCCACAUGAAAAAAACAAGUAAACUUCACAAUUAUGAAGUUAUACAAAAAACAACCAGUGCAUUUAGGUCAUUAAGUAUCAGAGUCCUGAAAGAGCUGCCUGAAGUAAAUAAACCUGCUUUUCUUCUGGAUCCUGAGAAAUACUUUAGAGAAGAGACAGAAGAGGAAUGUCCCCAAAUUCCAGAGCUUUCACCACUUUCUGAAACUUUGAAAGCUGUAUUUGAUGAGAAAAGCCUGUUUCCCAAGGAAAUUCUGGAUUGUGAACGAAGAGCCAAGCAAUUAUGUCAGGAAAUAAGUAAUGAAGUGAAAAUAAAGAAAAAU
Molecule: messenger RNA, 3126 nt
Organism: Orycteropus afer afer
Lineage: Eukaryota; Metazoa; Chordata; Mammalia; Tubulidentata; Orycteropodidae
Gene: WDR49
Product: WD repeat domain 49
Exons: 19
Molecular function (GO): calcium ion binding; protein binding
Source: RefSeq, a predicted model, not a curated record